AUGACGCCGGUCCACCGCCCGCCGCGGCAGACCGACUUCGCCCGCUUCGCGGCCUCCACCCCCAUCGUCAUCGACAACGGCGCCUCCACCUUCCGCAUCGGGUGGGCCGGCGAGGCGGAGCCGCGCCUCGCGUUCCGGAACGUCGUGCAGAGGCCCCGCCACCGCAGCUCCGGUGAAACUGUGACAGUGGUUGGAGACGCUGAUCCAGCUCUAAUGAAGUAUUUUGACUGCACACGGACAUCGAUUCGCUCGCCGUUUGAUGAUGAUGUUGUCUUUCAGUUCGAGUACAUGGAAUAUAUUCUCGAUUAUGGUUUUGAUCGUUUGGGUGCCACUUCAGAGGUGGACCAUCCUAUUCUUAUGACAGAGUGUGAGUGCAAUCCAUCCUUUUCUCGAGCACGGAUGUCAGAACUUCUUUUCGAGACAUAUGGUGUUCCAUCUGUUGCUUUUGGUAUCGAUGAUGCUUUUAGUUACAAGUACAAUCAGAAGCUUGGAAACUGUGGAGAAGAUGGGUUGGCUAUUUCGUGUGAAUUUGGAACAUGCCAUGUUGUUCCAUUCUUAAAAGGUCAGCCUGUGUUGGGGGCAUGCUGCCGAACAAAUGUUGGUGGAUCUCACAUUACUGAUUUCCUGAGGCAGCUUCUCUCUCUUAAAUAUCCCUAUCAUGCGGCAAGCGUUUCAUGGGAUAAGGCUGAAGAGCUGAAGAAGGAACAUUGUUAUGUAGCUCAUGAUUAUAUGUCAGAGUUGCAGAUAUUCAAAAACAACAAGGAAGAAGCUGAAGAGAAGACUAGGUAUUGGCAGCUACCAUGGGUACCCCCACCCAAAGAUGAACCGCCAUCUGAGGAAGAACUUGCCAGGAAAGCAGCUAUUAAGGAAAAGUCUGGUCAACGUUUGCGAGACAUGGCUGCUGCAAAGAGGUCUCAGAAGAUAGAGGGUCUGGAAAAAAAACUUUCUGAACUGGAGGAUAUAAUGGAACAACUUGAUGAUUCUGAUGAAAUUGAAGAAACGGCUAUUCUGUCUAGAACUGGGUAUCUUUCCCAGCAGGAAGUCAAGUCUAAUAUUCUGAAAGUAACACAGUCCCUAAGAAAAGCGAAGGGGGAGUCCAAUGGCAACGAGGAGAACGCAGAUGCUUCAGGAGCUGAUAAGUACCCACUUGUAUCUGUCCCUGAUGAGAUGCUGACACCAGAGCAGUUAAAGGAAAAGAAGAAACAGAUACUGCUUAAAACCACAACAGAGGGCCGGAUACGUGCCAAGCAGAGGCGUGCUGAGGAGGCAGCAUUGAGGGAGAAGCAAGAAGAAGAGAGGCGAACGGAGAACCCAGAGUUAUACUUCGACGAGCUCCGUGCCCGAUACUUGGAACUUUCCGAGAAAGUCGACCAGAGGAAGCGACAGAAGGUUAAUGGCAACAACAACAAUUCAUCUGGUGCUGUAGGCCGCGGCGAGCGUCUAAAUGCGGCCCAGAAAGAAAGAAUGCGGCUGCUCACCACCGCUGCAUUUGACAGAGGGAAAGGCGAGGACACUUUUGGAAUGAGAGACGAAGAUUGGUUGGUCUACAAUAAGAUGAGCAAAGAGAAUGAGGAAGACAAUGAUGGGGACGACGACGAAUCAGAACUCGCUCGAAUCGCAUCGAAGAUCCAGGAGGUGGAUCCUACAUUCGUGAACCAGCAUGAAGCAGCCGAACCUGCUGCAGACCCUCACAAAGUUCGGCCCCUCACGGCGGAAGACUUCAAGAUUGCCAUUGGCACCGAGCGGUUCCGCUGCCCUGAGGUGCUGUUCCAGCCAGGCAUGAUCGGGGUCGACCAGGCAGGUAUCGAUGAGAUGGUCAGCAUCUCCCUGAGGAGGCUGGCGGAGGACGAGUCUGUGAAGGAGCGCCUCUGCCAGUCCAUCCUCGUCACGGGCGGCAGCUCCCUGUUCCCCGGCAUGAUCCCUCGGCUCGAGGCGGGGAUCCGGCAGUUCCGGCCCUACCUCGCCCCGCUGAAGCUCGUCAGGGCCUCCGACCCCAUCCUGGACGCGUGGCGCGGCGCCGCCGCCUUUGCGGCCUCCCGCGAGUUCACGAGGCAGACGUUCACGUUGGAGGAUUACAGAGAGCACGGCGAGAACCUGUUCCAUCGGUACAAUAUUGUUUACACGUUGUAGCAGAGUUGUGUCUGCUGUGAUGUGCUAACGUAGAGACAGUAGACGCCUCUUGGUCGUGAACAGAUGUUCGCUGUGGAAUUGCUAUGAUUCAGGUACCAGUUUGAUUGACGGUUCUUCUACGAACCUGAUCGUUGCGUUAUACUCCGUACUAGUUAUUAUAUGGUCAGUUGUGUACACUUU
Messenger RNA from Lolium rigidum, 2310 nucleotides. Its product is annotated as actin-related protein 5-like. Gene Ontology annotation, biological process: regulation of DNA-templated transcription. Gene Ontology annotation, cellular component: Ino80 complex; cytoplasm. Lineage: Eukaryota; Viridiplantae; Streptophyta; Magnoliopsida; Poales; Poaceae. The transcript is spliced from 12 exons. The coding region runs from base 1 to 2130 and encodes 709 amino acids. The record is from RefSeq and is a predicted model, not a curated record.